Fusarium tjaetaba is the source of this 774-nucleotide messenger RNA. RefSeq lists its product as uncharacterized. The transcript has 3 exons. NCBI's taxonomy places the organism in Eukaryota, Fungi, Ascomycota, Sordariomycetes, Hypocreales, Nectriaceae. Bases 1 to 774 code for a protein of 257 amino acids. The record is from RefSeq and is a predicted model, not a curated record.
AUGUUUGAAGUGCCUGAAGCAAAGAGGGUUCGAAGAGAAGAUCUGGACAAAUCAGAUGAUGGCGCAGAGAAUUGGAGUGUCGACGGCAUUUGUGAUGCCGAGUUGCGCGCAAAACUGAAUGAACAGAUCGCAAGAGCAUUGGGACUGGAAGUAUUGGCAGAACCGACGCCUGACGUCGCGAUCAAGGACUGUUCUCUAAGAGGAAGCAAAGAGUCUCGUGAUAACGGUAUUGGAGAAUCAGAGGCUAUUCCCGCCGCGAAGGAUGAUGAGGAAGAAGAAUUUGUUUUUCGACUUUUCAGCAAAGCCCCACCAAGCCAAAAGGUUGUUCUGGAGGAAGAUCAUGGACCAACAGGCGAUGGAACUUUUGUGAGCGGUCGACCACUCAGUUACUAUGUGGUUAAAAACGUCUCUGCAGAACGAAAGCAUGAGUAUACUGUAGCAGCAGUUCCUUGGAAGGUUACGAAACUCGCUAUUACUCGAAAAGCCAGGGCGAAUGAAAAACGGGCACAGGGUGAAGUGGCACAAACAAAACGGCGACCAGGGAAGAAACAACGGAUAUCCUUAAGAAAACGAGCAAAGGAAAUGGAAGAGAGGAAAGCAGCCGAGGUCAAAAAACUGGCCGAGAAAGAGGAGCAUGUAAAAGACAAGAAGAAGAGGAUGAAUCGUCUGAAGAAGCUACGAAAAAGGGCAAAAGCAAAAAAAGGACAGAAACAAGCAUUGAAAGAGGGAGAUGCGGAUCAUGACUCUAAUGCAGAUUCGUCAGGUUCCAAGUGA